Elgaria multicarinata webbii is the source of this 936-nucleotide messenger RNA. It is a transcript of the gene RASL12, whose product is annotated as RAS like family 12. NCBI's taxonomy places the organism in Eukaryota, Metazoa, Chordata, Lepidosauria, Squamata, Anguidae. The record is from RefSeq and is a predicted model, not a curated record. Gene Ontology annotation, molecular function: GTPase activity; GTP binding. The transcript has 5 exons. The coding region runs from base 1 to 825 and encodes 274 amino acids.
AUGUCGUCCAUGUUUGGCAAACCUCGAUCUGCCCCCGGGGCAAAUGAGCGCCAUCCCCACGGCCUUCUCCAAGAAUGCAACGUGGCCAUCUUGGGAUGCCCAGGAUCUGGGAAAUCCGCACUGACGGUGAAGUUUCUAACCAAGAGGUUUAUAAGCGAAUAUGAUCCGAACCUAGAGGAUACUUAUGCUUCAGAAGAGGUUGUGGACCAGCAGCCAGUUCUGUUGAAGGUGAUGGAUACGGCUGACCAGGACGCACCUGUGAGCUGCGAGCGAUACCUGAACUGGGCCAGCGCCUUCAUGGUUGUCUACAGCAUUGACAACCGAAAGAGCUUCGAGGGAUGCCGGCAGUACUUGGACAUCAUUACGCUCCACUUGAAAAACGCACAGCACGACGCCCCAGUGCUUCUGGUGGGGAACAAACUGGACAUGGAACAGUAUAGACAGGUCACCAAAGCCGAGGGCAUUUCUCUCGCCACCAAGUACGGCUCCUUCUUCUACGAAGUCUCGGCCUGCCUGGACUUCGCAUCUGUGCAGCACAUUUUCCACGAGGCCGUCCGGGAAGUGAGGCGCGAGACGGAGAGGCACAUGGCGGUGCGCCCCUUGUUCAUCAUUGAGGAGAAGCCCUCCUUGCACCUCAUCCCGCCGUCUGCCGUAGCCUCCAAGCACGGCCUGGCCAGCUGUACCUAUAACACCCUCUCUACCGUGAACUACAAAGAAAUCCCUUCCGUAGCCCAAGCCAAGCUGGUCACGGUGAAAUCCUCCCGGGCUCAGAGCAAGAGGAAGGCCCCCACGUUGACUUUGCUGAAGGGCUUUAAGAUAUUUUAAGGGGCAGCGGCAAGAGGAAACGACCCACUGCCGGACUGCGUUGAACCCCUCGGCCGCCAUUUUAAAUACCGAUGCUCCAGCCUUCUUGGCAGUCCACAUGGCCCCUCGUAU